Closterium sp. Naga37s-1 is the source of this 594-nucleotide messenger RNA. Lineage: Eukaryota; Viridiplantae; Streptophyta; Zygnematophyceae; Desmidiales; Closteriaceae. The record is from the annotation of a GenBank genome assembly.
AUGACGAAGAGGACGAAAAAGGCUGGGAUCGUCGGCAAGUACGGUACCCGAUAUGGUGCCAGUCUGCGGAAGCAGGUGAAGAAGAUGGAAGUCAGCCAACACGCUAAAUACUUCUGCGAGUUCUGCGGCAAGUUCUCUGUGAAGCGUCAAGUGGUUGGCAUCUGGCACUGCAAGCACUGCAACAAGACCAAGGCAGGCGGCGCUUAUGUGCUCAACACGGCGGCUGCUGUGACGUUAUUCCGAUUGUUUCCAUCCCCUUUUGCCCACUUCCCCCUCUCCCUCCCACACCUGCGGAUUUUCUUCCUGCGCAUCUCCCUCUUGUGGUCAGGAGGCAAAGUGUCGUUCAAGGUCACGCUGACGUCAGACCCGAAGCUACCUUAUAAAGUCUUCAACGUGCCAGAGGAGGCGCCCUUCACAGCGGUGCUCAAGUUCGCUGCGGAGGAGUUCAAAGUGCCGCCACAGACCAGUGCCAUCAUCACCAACGAUGGAGUGGGUAUCAAUCCUCAACAGAGUGCUGGCAACGUGUUCUUGAAGCAUGGUUCUGAUCUUCGGCUUAUUCCACGUGACCGUGUUGGUGGCUGCACCUACUGCUGA